AUGACCAAAACAAAUUAUACUUUGGUGACUGAGUUCAUCCUGCUGGGAUUAGUAGACACUCUGGAACUAGAGAUUAUCCUGUUUUUGCUCUUUUUUGUGAUUUACACUCUGACAGUUUUGGGGAAUGUUGGGAUGAUCCUCUUAAUCAGGGCUGAUUCCAGACUUCACACACCCAUGUAUUUCUUCCUGGCUAACCUGUCCUUUGUGGACGUUUGCUAUUCGUCCACCAUCACUCCAAAGAUGCUAGUGGACUUGUUGUCAGAAGAGAAAACCAUCUCCUUUGCUGGCUGCUUUCUGCAGAUGUACUUCUUUAUCACCUUGGCCACAACCGAAUGCCUCCUCUUUGGGUUAAUGGCCUAUGACCGUUAUGUGGCCAUAUGCAACCCUCUGCUUUACCCCUUGGUCAUGUCCAGGACAGUCUGCCUUAAAAUGGCAGCAGGAGCUUUUACAGCGGGACUCUUGAACUCCAUGGUGAACACAAGUUAUGUAAGCAGCCUGCCAUUCUGCAGUUCCAAUGUCAUCCACCACUUCUUCUGUGACAGCCCUCCACUUUUUAAGCUCUCAUGCUCUGACACACGCCUGAAAGAAAGUAUGACCCAAAGAAAUUAUACUUUGGUGACUGAGUUCAUCCUGCUGGGAUUAGUAGACACUCUGGAACUAGAGAUUAUCCUGUUUUCGCUCUUUUUUGUGAUUUACACUCUGACAGUUUUGGGGAAUGUUGGGAUGAUCCUCUUAAUCAGGGCUGAUUCUCGACUUCACACACCCAUGUAUUUCUUCCUGGCUAACCUGUCCUUUGUGGACGUUUGUUAUUCGUCCACCAUCACCCCAAAGAUGCUGGUGGACUUACUGUCAGAAGAGAAAACCAUCUCCUUUGCUGGCUGCUUUCUGCAGAUGUACUUUUUUAUCGCCUUUGCCACAGUUGAAUGCAUCCUCUUUGGGUUAAUGGCCUAUGACCGUUAUGUGGCCAUAUGCAACCCUCUGCUUUACCCCUUGGUCAUGUCCAGGACAGUCUGCCUUAAAAUGGGAGCAGGCGCUUUUACAGCCGGACUCUUGAACUCCAUGGUGAACACAAGUUACAUAAGCAGCCUGCCAUUCUGCAGUUCCAAUGUCAUCCACCACUUCUUCUGUGACAACCCUCCAAUUUUUAAACUCUCAUGUUCUGACACACGCCUGAACGAAAGUAUCCUUUCCACUUUUGCUGGAGUGAAUAUGGUUGGAACUCUGCUGGUGAUCCUCACUUCCUACACUUACAUUCUCUCCUCCAUUUUUCGUAUGCAUUCAGGGGAGGGGAGGCACAAAGCUUUCUCCACCUGUGCCUCUCACCUGACAGCUAUUAUUCUGUUCUAUUCCACCGCCAUCUAUAUUUAUCUGAGACCUAGUUCUAGCUACUCCCUGAUCAGGACAAAGUGGCUUCUGUGUUCUACACAGUGGUGA
Molecule: messenger RNA, 1434 nt
Organism: Molossus molossus (Pallas's mastiff bat)
Lineage: Eukaryota; Metazoa; Chordata; Mammalia; Chiroptera; Molossidae
Product: olfactory receptor 5F1-like
Biological process (GO): sensory perception of smell; G protein-coupled receptor signaling pathway
Cellular component (GO): membrane
Molecular function (GO): odorant binding; olfactory receptor activity; G protein-coupled receptor activity
Source: RefSeq, a predicted model, not a curated record